Messenger RNA from Seminavis robusta, 885 nucleotides. The record is from the annotation of a GenBank genome assembly. Lineage: Eukaryota; Bacillariophyta; Bacillariophyceae; Naviculales; Naviculaceae.
GCUUUUGUGAAUCAUCACAAAAUAGCAUCAAUUCUGUCAUGGAAUGUGCAGGGAGUUGAUAACUUUGGUAUGUGAUCCCAAAACCUUAUUGCGCUUAUUUAGGGAUCAUGUUUAAACUGAAUCUCACAUCACCAGCAAUACCCGUGGACUAACUAUACUGGUAUGCCUGCAGACAACUUGAUCAGUGGUCUCACUGAUGUGGUAACAUUUAAUGGGGAUGUCAGCAUGUGGGAUGUUAGUGGAGUAACUUCCAUGCAGGAAGUCUUCCAUGGGGCUAAGGCUUUCAAUGUGCCACUGAACAAUUGGGUGGUUUCAAGGGUAACAUCCUUGGCUGCAGCCUUUUCAGGUGCCAAUGCCUUCAACAGUGAUUUGGAUUCCUGGGAUACAAGCAGUGUCACUACUCUCGCUGGCACCUUUAACUACGCGAACUCCUUCAACGGUGACAUCAGUACCUGGGAUACAAGCAAAGUUACAGACAUGAGCUCCCUUUUUGUUGGGUGCAGCUCUUUCAAUGGAGAUGUCAGUUCAUGGGAUACAAGCAGUGUCACUACCAUGAAGAGGAUGUUUAUGUUCUGCACAGUAUUUAAUUCUGACAUUAGCGGUUGGGAUGUCAGGCAGGUGACUGCUAUGGAUAAUGCCUUUCGAUGGAAUGAAGCGUUCAAUGCUGAUCUAUCAAGUUGGGAUAUAUCGGCUGUAACCAACUAUGGGAGUAUGUUCAAUGGUGCUACUAUGUUUAACCAGGAUCUAUGUGGUUGGGGUGACAAGGUAGCUGGCAGCAUCUCCUCGAGUGGCAUGUUUUUUGGUACUCCUUGUCCUAGCACUGCAAGCCCUGAGUUGACUGCAUCUCCCAAAGGUCCCUUUUGUCAUGCUUGUCCACCACCCUAA